AGGCGGAGCUCCACCCGGAGCUUCUGAGAGGCACGUACUGCAAGCGCCUGUCGCUUGCCCUUGAAUCGCCGUCCCUGUCGGUAACCUGGUGACGGCGCGGAGAUGGGGCUGUUGCCGGCCGAGGCGCAGGUUCUACCGCCGCCAGGGAUCGUCAACAGGAACAGCGUAUGGUUGGGCUUCAUCGGCUGGACCGCUUCGCUGCUGCAGAACGGCCUCAACCGGCGGCCGGCCUUCGGAUCCGGUGUGCACCGACAGCUUCUCUUCGUAACUGUUGGGUGGUUUGUUGGAUAUCAUAUUAGCAAGCUAGAAAAUUACAAGUCUGCCAAAAAGGAUAAAGAAAUGAUGGACUAUAUUCAGCAGCAUCCAGAUGACUUUCCUGAAGGGGAAAAAAAGACAUUUGCGGAGAUUCUGGAGGAUUUCCAUCCAAUUCGCUGAACCAAUCAAUAGUAAUACUUAGCUGACAGGCCAUGUUGGGUAAUCCUUCAUACUCAAACUAUCUAUCAGCUGGUGUAUAAGAACGUGCUGUGAGCUCAUGGUCUUUCUCAUUGUAAAUUGCUUUAUAAUAAAUUAUAUGAAAUUAUA
This is a messenger RNA of Pristis pectinata (smalltooth sawfish), 582 nucleotides long. It is a transcript of the gene ndufc2, whose product is annotated as NADH:ubiquinone oxidoreductase subunit C2. NCBI's taxonomy places the organism in Eukaryota, Metazoa, Chordata, Chondrichthyes, Rhinopristiformes, Pristidae. Gene Ontology annotation, cellular component: mitochondrial inner membrane. The record is from RefSeq and is a predicted model, not a curated record. The coding region runs from base 103 to 435 and encodes 110 amino acids. Gene Ontology annotation, biological process: mitochondrial electron transport, NADH to ubiquinone. The transcript has 3 exons.